AUGGACCACACACCGAUUGCCCGCUUGAGUAUGGAGCCUCUAAACAGAGGGCAUCGCUAUGGUCCAUCGAACGACCGAAUCCUGCCAAAAGAAGAUGAUUACUGGUUUCCCAUGCAUUGCAAGUGCUGUCCGCUGUGGCAAGAUCAUCGACACUCACAUACAGGAAACCAGCGCAGGAAUCGUUAUCCUCCGUCUCGACAGUCCAGUUGGGUGAUGGCUGGAGAUGGCUCGUCCACCCCAUACCGUACUUCCUCUCAACAAAGUACUCGUUCCCCGUACCAUAAUUCUCCCACAUAUCGCAGCAACGGACAUGCCAGUUAUGUUGACCAGAUUGGAGACCGACUGAGGAGUCUAUCGCCUUCUCGCCAUCACGAUGAGAUCGAAGAAAGAACACCUCCAGGACACAAUGCCCAACUACUGGUGCCACCCAACUUGGACGUUCUGCAUCAAGCACGGGCAAGCAGCAAUACUAUGGACUUCAAGGCCGCAGCUGGAAGGCUGUACUCUACACUCUGUAGAGCUGAGAAGUUCUUCGACGUCUUCUUACGAUCCUUCAAGGAUGAGAUUUCUCAGCAAUACAUAAGUUACAGCAAGGAGAGACUCUGGCGAGAUAAGGUGAUACAAUAUAACCAAGACUUGCUAUUACCUAAUAUCACAGGUUCCGAAGACACCAAUAACGACUGUACCCAUGACGAUCCAACAAAGCGUCCACAGGAGAAUGAGAGCUUCAAAGAGCUACAACUUCAGCUAAGUCAGCAGAUUGUUGCCUUAUGUAUGUCGAGGAUUGUGCCUCCGAAGCAAAUGCCAGAACACCAGACGGCAGAAGCCAACCAACAAUCCUCCACGACCGACUUAGACUUGCAGUUCUCGAGUGAUGAGGCUGUAAGGCUGCAGGUGGCCUACGACAUGGCAAAACCGUUAUUGCAACACGUUCAGACGGUACAUUCAAAGCUGGUAGCAAAUCUCUCGCGAAUGCACACCGACUGGCGCGCUGCAUGCGAGACAUUGGUCAUGAUAAAACGACUGAGAGGUCUCAUGCAAGAGUAUCGAAGAGCUUGGAAACCUUUGAGCAAUCGGGAAUCUGACGAGCGGUAUUGA
This is a messenger RNA of Lithohypha guttulata, 1098 nucleotides long. RefSeq lists its product as uncharacterized. The transcript has 2 exons. Lineage: Eukaryota; Fungi; Ascomycota; Eurotiomycetes; Chaetothyriales; Trichomeriaceae. Bases 1 to 1098 code for a protein of 365 amino acids. The record is from RefSeq and is a predicted model, not a curated record.